CUUGUGCCUGACCUCGCCUUCAAACGACUCCAUCCCACCACUCUAUUUGUGCUUCAGUUCACUUGACUUGGCCUAGCCUUACCCUUACUUGCUUUAUAUUCCAGAGCAGUGGUUGAAGGGUGAGUACUUAGAAACAUGUCAUCCUCGAAUGACGAUGCGAAGGUCGAUCAGGAUGUCCUCGACAUUCUUGAAAAAGAAGCCAAAGAAUUUGACAAGGAUCAAGAGAUAGACCGCAUCCUCAAUGAGUUCCGACUCAACGCUUACGCUGUGCUUGACUUGCAACCGGGAGUACCAGAGUCUGACAUCAUAAAGACAUAUCGCAAAAAGUCACUCCUUAUUCAUCCGGACAAGACAAAGAACCCCAAAGCGCCCGAUGCCUUUGAUCGACUCAAGAAGGCGCAUAGCGAGCUUACAGAUGAGAAAACACGCGAGCGCCUCGAUGAAGCGAUAGCAGAUGCCCGCAUGCUCCUAAUCCGUGAGAAGAAGUGGGAUGUCAACAAGCACAGCGAGGAGCUCCAGAGCGACGAAUUCAAGGAGGAGUGGAAGGAGAAGGUCAAGUGGGUGCUUAUGGACAAUGAGAAGCGACGACAACGACAACUGAAGGCGCAGAUGCAAGAGGAGGGCAGACAGCAGCGCAAGGAGGAAGAGGAGAUGAACGAACGCAAACGUAAGAGGGAGUUUGAGCAAAAUUGGGAGAGGACACGAGACGAGCGCAUCGGCAGCUGGAGAGAAUUCCAAGCGAAGAAGGCGGGCGCUGAGGAGGCGAAGAAGAAAAAGAAGAAGAUGAAGCCGCUCGCGUGAUUCAUGAAAAAUCCACACUUGCUACAAUUACAUAUGAUAGAUGAUCACAGCUCUUCGCUGAUCCCUAGUGGCGUGUACGCUAUCUGCAGUCGUGUCAACUUCAUGUCCGAAAUCGAAGACAUCUGAUAACGUUUGUAAAGGCACAAAUGUGGAAUGUAUGGUCGCUCUAAUCAUUUUACUCACGAAUAUGUUGA
Molecule: messenger RNA, 995 nt
Organism: Verruconis gallopava
Lineage: Eukaryota; Fungi; Ascomycota; Dothideomycetes; Venturiales; Sympoventuriaceae
Exons: 3
Coding region: 136-801 (221 amino acids)
Source: RefSeq, a predicted model, not a curated record